Molecule: messenger RNA, 2403 nt
Organism: Linnemannia hyalina
Lineage: Eukaryota; Fungi; Mortierellomycota; Mortierellomycetes; Mortierellales; Mortierellaceae
Source: the annotation of a GenBank genome assembly
AUGCACCUCCUCGCUCAGCAAUCUCCCUCAGCCAGGAAUGUCCGUGCCGUGAGACGAGCCUUUCUCAAUGUCGACACCAUGCGACAGCUGCGUCUGGCUGCCGGCGACCAUGUCCUCAUUCAGGCUCAGGAGGGGGGAUCUGUAGCCAUUGCAUGGCCAUCACUCACUGUCGCAGAGAACCAUAUUCAAUUGAGUAGUGUAUCCCGACUAAACGCCAACGUCGCGGUCGGAGAGCCAGUCAAGAUUACACUUCUGGAAGACGCGAUCCACGAGGCCUCUCGGAUCACCCUCACAGCCAUGCACGCCAUCCCCUUUGUCUCCAACGUCAUGUUCAGCCUUUUCACCAAGGAGAUCAUGCUUGAGAUCAAGUUUGUGUUGAAGGACAAUUACAUCGAGUUCCCAUACAAUGGCAAGCCGCAGAGACUCAGGGUCACAGGAGUGUUGCUGGAUCGCAGGGAACAGAACAACAGGUCGAUCUUCGCCAUCGGCCAGGAUACAGUCGUCAAGAUCUUACCCUUCACACCACCAACGUUCAAGUCUGUUCUGAAGCAGGAUAUGAAUGUUGAUAAAGAGGAGAACAAUGGCGAUAGUCAGGGGCAUUAUGAACAGAUCGGUGGGCUCUCGGCCCAGGUCAAGACUGUCCGUGAGAUGGUUGAGAUUCCAUUGCAUAACCCAGAUGUCUUUACCCAGUUUGGUCUGCGGCCGCCAAAAGGUGUUCUUCUUUACGGCCCUCCAGGGACAGGAAAGACAUUGAUCGCACGGACAGUUGCAGCAGCCACGGGUGCUUUUUUGACCGUUAUCAAUGGGCCUGAGAUCAUCAGCAAGUUUUACGGAGAAACCGAGGCCAAGCUGAGGACUAUUUUCGAGCUGGCUGCUGAGAGAUCACCAUCGAUCAUCUUUAUCGACGAGAUCGACGCCCUCUGUCCAAAACGUGACGAGGCGGCGAGCGAGAUGGAGAAACGUGUGGUGGCGACACUGUUGACAUUAAUGGACGGCGCAUCGGACAAGAGGAUACCCGCAAAAUCAGGAACCACUAAUCCCAACGAGGACGACCCCAACAACACAUCAGCAGAAGAAACAACAAAGAAACCACCACGGAUAGUCGUCAUGGGCGCUACCAAUCGACCCAACGCUCUGGACGAAGCACUCCGUCGACCUGGCCGAUUCGACCGCGAGAUUGAGAUUGGAAUCCCAGACGCUAAAGCCCGUGCCGAGAUUUUGGUCGCGCUGUUGAAGCGGAUACCUAAUCGUCUGACGACUGCCGAAGUUGAGCAUUUGGCUUCUAUUUCUCAUGGGUAUGUGGGUGCCGAUCUGGCGGCUGUUUGUCGCGAAGCUGGGUUGAAGACUAUUCAUCGGGUGAUGAGUAAGGAGGUCAAGUCUGGCGAGGAGGGGACGUUGGAUUUGCAGGCACAGUUCCGCGCCAUGGCUGUGUCUGAUUCUACAACGGCGGCGGGGACUGGUAAGGUUGCGAGUGUAGAGGAAAAAGAGGAGGAGUUGAUGGUGUCGGCGGAGGAUAUGCGGUUAGCGAUGACGGAUGUGAAACCGAGCGCGAUGCGCGAGAUUAUGAUUGAAGUGCCCAAGGUCCUUUGGUCCGAUAUUGGUGGACAGGAGGAGAUCAAGCAGAAACUCAAAGAAUCCGUCGAAUGGCCCCUCCAGCACCCAGAGGCGUUUAUUAGGAUGGGAAUUCGUCCUCCAAAGGGAAUCCUGUUGUACGGACCCCCAGGAUGCAGUAAGACACUUAUGGCCAAGGCUUUGGCCACUCAGGCAGGACUCAACUUUAUUGCCGUCAAGGGACCCGAGUUGUUCAGCAAGUGGGUUGGAGAAUCGGAAAAGGCUGUACGAGAAGUGUUCAGGAAGGCACGCGCCGCUUCACCCUCCAUCGUCUUCUUUGACGAAAUUGACGCGUUGACGGUAAAGAGAGGAGGAUCGGAUGACGGCGGAUCAUCCGUCGCAGACAGAGUCCUCUCCCAACUCCUCAACGAACUCGACGGAAUCGAGCCCCUCGUCAACGUAACCGUUGUCGCCGCCACAAACCGGCCCGAUAUCAUGGACCCGGCCCUCCUCCGUCCCGGCAGAAUCGAUCGAAUCCUUUAUGUAUCCCCGCCGGAUUUUGAGUCGAGACGAGAAAUUCUGAGAUUACAGAUUUCUGGGAAGAAGAUGGCGUGUGAGGAGGAUGUGGAUGUCGAGGUGCUGGCGAGGGAGACGGAGGGGUGUUCGGGUGCUGAGGUGGUUGCGCUUUGUAGGGAGGCUGCUAUGAAGGCUAUGGAGGAGUCUUUGGAGAUUAGGGCGGUGGGGAAGAGGCAUUUUGAGCAGGCUUUGAGGGUCAUGGUGAGGAGGAUUACGCCAGAGAUGGUGAGGUUUUAUGAUGACUUUCGUGAGCGGUCUGGACUCAAGUCUGUCUAG